AGAACGAGAGGCCGCGGACCCGACAGUGCGGCGCCCGCGGGCACCUGCUCCGACCGUUUGUCGGCGGUGCAAGCGUCGACGAGGAGGAGCCGGGGUUCAGACCGGGAGGCCUGAGUGCGCCUCCGCCCCACCCGGACCCCGCCGGAAACAUUCGAGGUAGACAAGUCCAGGCGCUGGUGCGAGGCCACGGCGCUGUCAAGGAAAGGAACCGCUAAGAGAGCGUCGUCUGCUGCAGCAUCUCGCGAGGCGCCGUCGCCGGCGAGACGAGACGAGAGCGGCGCCAUGAGAGAUGUCAAGAUGGCGGAACUGAAGGUGGAGGCACCGCUGGCGCGGACCGAAGAAUGGUCCGACUUCAGCGACUUCCAGAGCUCCGAGGACGUGGAGAACUCGAACGCGUCCACGAAGUCGACGCCGACCACCGACUGCAGCAGCGGCGGCAACAACGGUGUCGCAGCCAACGACAACUCCUUCGCGGACUGCAACUUCAGCGAGACGUUCUCCAACUCGCUUGAGGAUCUGGUGAACACCUUCGACGACAAGAUCACAAAGUGCUUCUGCGACUAUGACGAGAACGUGGAGAAGCUAGCGCCCGUGCAAAUCCGAACGCAGGAGGAGAUUUUGAACGAGUGUCAGACUUGGUGGACGAUCACUGGCAACUUUGGCAACAUCCUGCCUAUCGACUGGUCCAAGUCUUACGCCAGGAAACUGCAGCUGCCAGCGCUCAACCUCAAUGAACGAGCGAAAUCAGAGCGUCUGGAUGGGGGACUUGACAAUGGCUCGGAUGACGAAGAAGAACUGGCCAAGGACCUGGACCUUCACGCACUCAUCCUCUCCAGUCUACAGCAGGAGCCUAUCUUCACAGCCGAGCAGGUGCUUGAGGAGAUUGACGAGAUCAUGCAGGAAAAUGGCCCUUCAGAAGGGGUUCCAUCGCCUGACGGCUCCCCGGAGAAGACAGCCAACGAUGCCAUGACCAAACACGCUAUCUCGUCACUCGUCUAUGGGGAAAGGCUCAAGACGCUCUCGACGGCUGAGCUGAACGAGGUGCUGGUGGAGCUGGAGCGGCUGAUCCGCGAGCACUCGGAGACACUCAUCCAGGAGCUGGCGCUGCGGGACGAGCUCGAGUUCGAGAAGGAACUCAAGAACACCUUCAUCUCUCUGCUGCUCAGCGUGCAGACCAAGCGUCGGCACUUUCAGAUCGACCGGCGCAAGGGGCGCCCGGUCAGCCAUGGUGUGCCCGAACCCAAGUAUCUCACCACGGUGAUCCCUUACAAUGUUGACAAGGGCCCUCCAAACAAUGCCUCCCUACAGAUCCUCAUCAAAAUUCUCCAUGCCAUCAAUGAUGACAGCCCCACAGUGCCGACACUCUUGACAGAUUACAUUCUGAAAGUUUUAUGUCCAACGUAAAGCGAGGAGUUGCCGAGAAGCAACUCUUGCCCCGGAUCAUUUUUGCGGCCUGCUCUGGUGCCGACCUCAGCCCUCGGCUCUCGACCCAUGCAUCGCAAGGCUGGCGUCCAAGGCUGGCCGGAGGCUGAAGUCUGCGAAUUGCUUGCGCCACAGAACCUUGGGAAAACUGGUUGCUAGGGUUACGCCAUUGUUCUAUUUGUUCUCGCUUUGUCUCGUGUGAGACUUAUUUAUUAUGAGAGGUGUGCUGGGCUCGCUCGUCAGAAAGAUCUUUUUUUUAUUACUGCUUCAUGAAAACUUGAAUGUGAGACUUUUUGGAGACCCUUUGCUUUCCAUAACUGUCAAACUUAUAGAGAUGACAAAUCAUUGAAAUGUUAAAAUCAGUGUCUCAUAGUCUCUGUGAGUCUUUUUAUAUGAAAGUAAUAGAAACCACCAAUUCAUUAAAGGCUUAAUUUUUUUAAUUGGCAGUGCUGCACUUAUGUCAGUGAUUGUGAUUUUAAGAGGAGAUAAGGUACAAGGGCGAAUCAGAAAGUCUUUGCCCCUAUUUUUUAUUAGCCAAAAUAAGGUACAUACAGGUAAUUACAAAUAUACCUGCUAUGCUACGUAACCUCGCACUAUCUUCCGCAUAGUCCCCACACUGGUUCAGACAUUUGUCUCAUUCAAGCACUUAAUUUGAAUUGCCCCUGUGCCACGUUGUCAUCAGUCAGUGAUGCACAGAGCCUCCCCGAAUGCUCAUUGUCAUGCCAGUCUUCACGGCCAUUUUGCAAACUCACAACACCACCACCUCCCACUUCUCUAAACGGGACACCUUUCCCUGUACGUGGGCUGCAUUUCCCUGUGGAUUUCUAUGGGCAUUCGUCCCUUGCUCCAUAGAUCACACAUCAUUGCUCUUACGCCGUGGACGUGUGUAGCACAACCGCCAUCUUCAACAACUGACAGCAGCACCGUGUCGCAGAGCUACUGGCAGAUAAUGCCGGGCUGGUCCAAAAAAAGACCACCGCUAAGAAUUUUAUAUGUGGACUUCGCAUUCACAGCCAUAAUUUAGGUAUAAAAAAUAGGGGCAAAGACCUUCUGGUUCGCCCUCGUACAUACCCUUGUGCUGAACAUAGCCAGUGGUUAUUCCCGCAAUUAGUUGGCAGCCCAGACUUCAAUGUUAAUUUCCUUUGUUUGAAAAGUCAUUUUAGAAAAUUGCCUGUAGCAGAUGAAAUUGUGCACCCUUUCACUUGGAUUCAGGUAAAGUCACAUCUGCUAAACAGAAAUCCUAAGACUUGCACAUGUAGAUAUGUUCCUUAUUACAUUUUAGGUGCCGUACCUAGGCUUGACAGAAAUGCCUCCUCAUCUGUCAUGCUCGAAGCUGCAUUUUGCUAAGGCUCCAUGGCACAGGGUCUCCAGACAGUCAUUGGAGAACAUCACUGCUGCCACUCUUACUUAUUGGAGAGUUAUUUCAGACUUGAGCAAGGCAGCAACAAUCUUCUGCAUCGCUGACCUGUGUGGCUCUUUAAUCGUGGUUGCAUUUUGUGAGUGCCAGAUAAAUGCUUGGCACAGUGGCACAGCAGCUCUGACCCAUGCCAUAGUCACUCGAGCCAUUGGACUUAGGUUUGCACUUGCUUUCAAGUGUCUUUCAUGCUUGAGCUUGUUUUAGAGCUUGCACUUUUUUUUAUGUUGUGGAUAUUGUGGAGAGACAGCUAUAUGAUGUUUAUUAUAUAGUUUAUUUAAAGUGUACAAAUACAGGAGCCACAUUGUGGAACGAUCAUUCCUGGGAGCAUCAUCGUCAGCUCAUGCCACUUUCUUGUGAAGGAGCUCACUGCAUUAACAGGGGCCUGAGAACUGAGGAAUCUUUUUCUGUUGCCAAAUGACUUUUCUCUGAACCCUGCGUUAGGUGGGAUUUUGAGCUAAUCAGUGCAACAUAACGCGAGACUUCAAUUAAGAGUGCAUGCGCAAACGACUGCACAUUCAUUUCUUGUGCUUUUGUUGUCUCCAUUACGUGUUCUCCAUUGAGUCUUGUCCUAUACGUGCUACAGCAUUGGGCCACGAUGACGUAAUGUUUCACCACUCGCUGGUGUGCCCCUACACAAUCACUCUGGCACUCUAUUGAGGCCGAGAUCUGAAUUUUAUGCGUUUUGUGCAUUACGUCUUCGUUGCAUAUGACGGGAGGACACGUGGCAACGUAAACAUGGCGACGUCUUUGGAGUGUUGACCAGUGCACCGAAUAUGUAUGCUGAAUGUUGCAGUACACAAAAGCACUGCCAGAAGUGAUCGUUGCACAGUGUGAACUCAGCUGUUUUGUUCAGUUGGUGUUGUAUGUUUUUAACCAGGGUCUUUUUUCUACUGAUGUUUUGUGCACAUGCACAACUUGAUUCUUUUUGUGACCUGUUUUCUCGGCUUUACCCCGUGUCACGUUUGUUUUGACGUCAUAAUAGGCUACGAAAGAUUCACACCUGAUUUUUGUGAGGGUAGUGAAACAACUCGUUAUACAAACUUGUUAUAAAUCUUCAUCUUCUACAUGAAUGAUUUCGCCUUUUUCUUUUGGCAUGGGGCACUGAGCAAACAAACUGCUUGAGGAAGCAAAUGGACCCAUUUGUAGAGCUUGACAAUGUGUACAUCCAUGCUGAUUACAGCCAAUGGCUGCAGUUCUUGCAUGGGUUUCGUGCAUUGGAAGAACACAGCCUCCAACAGCAUGGUCUUUUGGUAGCUACAUUGAGCUAAGAUUAACAACCCCCAUGUCGGAUAAAAUAUUUCGUGUCUAGUUUGAUCCGAAGUUGGUGAUACCUCGUGCACAGCUUAGAUGUUUGAUUUUCAGCUAUUGUACUUUCAGGGUACAAACUCAGUGGAAUCGUGCAGCUGUAGCCACCUGAGUUUAAAGCUAGCGCAGUGCACUGGUUUCAAAACUCGUCACAGGGUACAAAAUCUCAAGAAUCUUUAGAUUUACUUUUUAGGCCGAGGGCAGUUGUAACCUUCAGUUGGGGUGCAGUUAAAAUUACGGGAAGGCAGCCAGCCUCACUUCUGUGUCAGAAAGGUGGCUUGUGUAUCUGAGAUUGUCUAGACAUUGUUGCACUUUUCAGCAAUUAAUGCCCUUCAAUUGCAAUGUAGGCUUCAAACCUUGUACAUAAGGUCAUAGCCACGUGGUAUGUGCGAAAUAGGCGCCAUUAAUGACCUCGUAGAUAACUUAAAGCUCUCUCCACCUGUAUGCGUCUACUAAAUGGACCAUGCUUUGUAAAAGCAAAAUUUCUGCUUGGAAGACUUUUGGAGUGUGUUCUCAUUAGAAAUGCUUGACUAGAUUUUGGUCGAUGUGUGAUAGCAACAUUCAAGUCUUGCAUUUUGAGCCUCUCAACCAUAAUGUAGCCCUUUAAAGAAGCAAGCUUUUGCACAAAUCUGUAUUUGCACUUUCUUGUCAUACAGAUCUUUGCAUGCUUCAUGGGAAAAUUUAAAUGUGGAGUGUUUAAAUUGUCGGAUGUUCUUGUUUCUUGAGCAAUUUUUUGUCAGUUAUGUACUCACUGCAUCUGUUUGAAACUUAUGUUUGCCAGAAAUGUCUGCUUGUUACGAGGCAAGAACAAAAUUGUUUUGUGUAUGUAAACUGAAGUCUUUUUUCUUUUCCAGUAAAUCCAAGGCCAAACUUAUUUUCAAGAGACAAACAAAUGCUUCAUUUACUUAAGAAUCUUAAAGCUUCAAUAAAGUUUACCACUCGAAUUAAUGUGUGCAAUUUUUUUAUACAGAAGGGCCCAAACUGUAAAAGAAAUGACACUGACUUGAGGGAAAAAAACUCAGAACAUGAAGUUUCUUGACGAAAAGCUUAAGUCAUACGAGACUCUUUAAGCGUUUACAAUAAUUUGCUUAUGAUAACACAGCCUGUGGAUGUCUUGUAGAAGUGGUACAAACAGAGUUGUACUUUUUGACUUUACUGGCGAUGUUCUGCAUAGAAAGCUUCUUCAGGAAGCCAACUUAGGCGAAGUGGAUAGCGACCAUCUUUCUAAUCUCGCCCGCAGUGCAUGGCGAACCCCCCCCCCCCCCCUCAAGCGUCUUUCUUGUAAAGGCCGUAUAUUCAAACAUGUCUCAUGACGCGAGUGAAUUGGAGCAGGGAGGGGAUGUUGCGAUGUUCUUGUGUUCUGCUAUUCAUUGUCAAGUGUUCACUCCCAGAACUGUGCUUACCAGAUAAACAAGGCAUGCCAAAGUUCAUGCGAAUGAAAGAAAGAGAAAAAAAAUAUACGAUUACAGGUUGAAUGCGGAAGGCGCCAAGCUCAAGUUGAUAGACUACUGGUGUGAUGUGCCUUUUGAGCACAUUGCAGCAAUUGGGUCACGAUACAACAUGCUAUUAAUUGUGCAUAUUACUUUAUUUUCAUGCAAGACGUAUGCGCUGAAAUUCCAUAAAUUCAGAUACACUUCACAUGCGCAAUUAAACGUCAUGUUCACAGAUUAGUGUUUGUACAGGCUCUUUAUUUUUGGCUUGUCACUGAAGAUUUAGUGGAUUUUUUUUUCUGUAAAAUGCACUAUUUUUUUGAGACAGUGUUUAAAACAACCACUGCAAUUAGUUCUUGCUGCAGGUAAACCUUGCAGCGCAGGACUGUCAGCACACCCUUAAUGAUUAACCAUAGUUUCUUAGUUAGUGAACCCAAGAUCUUGGCACCCUUUGUAUUCAUACUGACUGAAGGUUCCUGUGUGCUUUGCCUGCUAGAGUGAUAGAAACAAUUGUUUUGCGAAUCCGAGUCGGCUGCAGAGGCACAAGUCGCUGAACUACUUUCUCACGAUUCAAGCAAGUCGCUCCUGCUGUUGCAGCUUUGCGAUCAUGUUGGCGAAGGCGCCUUUUGUGAAGCUUUGGCUCAGCUGGUGACGCGAUUAUAACGCGCGGCACAUGAGCUUGUACAGCAUGUACCAUGUGCAAUCACUUAGGGAAUUUCUUGAGCAUAUUCUGCCAUUGUUCAGCAGUUCACCUUGACUGAAAGUUUUCUUUUUUGUUAGCAACCAUAGAUUCGUUGUACCAUCAGUGUUCAUUUUUUUCACCGCUUGUAGAGUGUCUGCUUAGCAAUGUACCUAUUCUUCGAAACCUUUUGAAGUGUGGUGUUGAUGUUGGCAUGAUCUUCCUCCAAGUCCACAAGGUGAUGUGGUGUUCUCAGCACUGCGCAUGCAUGUCAUAAAAGUAUCUGUUGUUUUGUGACAUAUCUAUUUUUUGUACAUAACGCUACUCUCACCACUUAUAAGCGUCUAGCAAUGUGCAUAUUGAGAUAAAUGUGUGUGCUUAUUUGUCUUCUGGCAUUGCAGUUCCAUGAUCUGUGAAAGGAAACAUGUACGGUACAUUUGCUGUGCUCAUUUUGUUUCUGGGUACAGCUUAGUGUUUGACGAAUCACGGUAAGGAAAAUUUGCUCUGGCAAUUUAAAAGCAAAAUUGGCAGAGCCUGUUUUAUUAGAUCUGGCUUUUAUAUCUUUAUUGAGCAAUUGUAUCAAAUGAUAAAACAUGCAUCGUUCUAGUUGAGUUCUUGCUACACACUUGAUAAAAGCUUGCAAUAGAGAAAGUUUUUUUUUAUAUUGACACACUAUAACGAAAGUUUGGAUGAGAUGCAAAUGCUAUAUGGCGUACAGUGUUGUAUGUUGUACUUCCCAUGUCUUUACAUCCAGUCCAACUUCUCUGACUAAUGGAACUUGUAUGGCAUAAUUUUAGUGUGCAAGAUAUCUAGACGUGUGUGGAAACUCAAUUCUCAUUCAUAUUUGGUGAUCUGCGGUGUUGGGUUCAUGACAAACUUAAGCGUUUCACUCCUACACUGAAUACAGAGAAUACAGUGCUGAGAUGCAUCUGCAUACAGAGGCAACAGAGCAACACAAUGAGUGGGCUCAUUGUUGAUGAUUCAUGAUAAUAUUUGCUUUUCAGUGUCAAAAACUGCUUCAUAAUAGGCUCAAGGGCUAAAUUGUUUGCUUCAUCAUUUGGUUGCCAAAUUAUAUCACUUUUCACAUCGUUUAUGACUGGCAGGUCACAAGUAUUCUCUAACCUCUUGCAGUUGCCUGAAUGCCGUGCCCUUUUUUUGCAGUCUUUUGAUGCACUUAAUGGUGUGCUAGACUCAGGUUUCUUUCAGUUAUUUCCGUAUGUUUCUGGUGCAGCUGCCAAAAUAGUCUUUGUCAUGAAUAUUCGUUGCGUGAGUGAGAGAGUGUGAACAGCUAUGAGUGCACUCCUGUUCUGUGACAGGAUUAUUUCAGCUCCCAAACCGUUAGUCGUUGGACGUGCGCUAGCUUGUGCAAUCCUCAAGCACCGUUUGCAGCAGACAGAGAAAGAGGCUGACAUUUAAAUGAUGUGGUGUGCAGAUCACCACAGAAACCUUCAUAGGCAGCAAUGAAACCAAACGUAGUCGUAGGUGUAUGUGUUCCCUCUUUGCUGAUGCUUUGAACCCCCUCAUUGAUUACCAUGAAACUGUGUCAUGUGGUUGACUCAAGCCAGCUAGUCCAUUUGGGUAUAAAGGGGCAACACUAGAAAUUAGCAGUUUACACUAGUGCUAGUUUAUCAAACAUUUGCUCUUAUUUUUUAAUGUACAGGUGUUCCAAUUCACCCUACCUUGAUUGGGAGAGAGGACUGCCCUUGUGUGUGUCCAAAAUAUCGUUUGGGUUCUUGUGUGUCAAACACUUUGACAUCAAUGUAAUAGAAUGUUUUGCGAGACUUGAUACGGUCUGGAAGCUGUACAGUUAGGCAGCACUGUGUGUAGAAGCGAAGGGGAAACUUGGACGGCACAUCUUUGUGUGCUGAGAUGACUUGUACAUUAUUUAUUGCUCUGCAAAUCCUCUUCCUUCUUAGCACCACUUGAAACUGUGUGUACAGCACCCACUGUGAAGUGCACUCGACUUUGCGAAGUAGUAGUCCAAUCUUCUUUCUUUUGUUCCUUGUGAAUAUCACGUCUGCUGGGUCGUGUCGGCGAUAUACUGAAAGCUCACUUGAGGGUCACAAACUUGUAACAGUGUAUGAAGUACAUGAACCAUGCAUGGUUUGUUCCUGCAGCUCGUUCCAAUUGCACUGCUCCAGCACUGCAGAGUAGCUCUGUGUUGUGCCAUCAUUGAUUGCACACUGUUGCUAAACAUGGAGUUGUGGACUUUGGUGACUUACAUAGUGUUUAUGGUGCCGUGUUCUCUUGCUCGAUAUAUUGCCCUACACUGCUGCACGAACUGCGGUGGCUGUGGUUCAUUGAGAGCGAGUGCAGUAAGUGAUUGAGUCAUGCUGAGAAUUUUUUUUCCACCUUACGCAUACAGUUAGAGAACUAGGAAAAGACUUGGAUGCCCUUGGAGGUAUUUGUGUGAGCAGGUGGUUUCUUGUGUUGAGAGAUAAAUAAAAGAUCAACUCUAUCUUGA
Molecule: messenger RNA, 8717 nt
Organism: Dermacentor andersoni
Lineage: Eukaryota; Metazoa; Arthropoda; Arachnida; Ixodida; Ixodidae
Gene: Unc-76
Product: fasciculation and elongation protein Unc-76
Cellular component (GO): axon; cytoplasm
Source: RefSeq, a predicted model, not a curated record